GUUAUUAUUAUUAUUAUUAUUAUUAUUAUUUUAACUUUGUGGUAAAUGUCCUGUCCUUUGAUAAGAAAUCCUUGAAUGUCUAGGCCGUCUUAUUUCUCUUCUUCUCCUUCUUCUUCUUCAGCCCGUCUUGCCCUUUUGAGCCAAUAAGAGUGAUUCUUUUAUCUCCAUGAAACGGUGCGUGAAGAUGUAGUGGGUACGAAACAUGUGCGCACUCUCAUGCCCCUCAUGCGUGAAUAUCUUACCUCUUGGUUUGUGAGCACCUUCCAUGAUCAAAUCCAAAGCAUCCCAGUAUCAUUAUUGUCUGCAGAGCAAGGGCAAGACACAGUACCUUGCAUUGACAUUAGGGCAUUCACCUCAUCUCAUCUUAGCAUACCAAACAUCGCCCAAUCAGCCACGAGAAAUUUCCACAGUAGUGUGGUGGUACAAAGACCAUCAGCGAUCAUGGAACGCGUCCGUAGACUCUCCGGAGCCUUCCUCCAUGCCGUCGGCAAUGUCUUCUCCGAAGCUCACCCCUUCACCGAUGUCUCGCUCAGUCCCGCGCAAGCCGAUGCUCUCAUCAAAUAUCAACGACGACUUCCGCAUCCCAUGUUUCUCGGCGAGCGCGCGUUUGUGGUAACCGAUAUCGUCGAUGUGGAGAGUUCCAGUGUGGAAAUCCAGAAAGCUCUCGUCAACCACGGUAUCAUAUUAGAAGCGCCCACGGCUCUUGAACCUGGGAUGUUGGCCCCGAGACCUAGCGUGGAAGAUGAGCAUCCGGUCAAACCGGCCGCGAUUACGAAAAACUUCCCUCAUCAGCUUGCUUCGACCAAUCUUUCAAUCGGUGGUCAGAAACUGGUCGUUGCGCUCUUGUGUUUUUGGUUUGAGGAGUGGAAGAGGUAUUGUCGAUUGGAACGGGAAGAAAAAGAUCUCCGGGAACAGAUUGAGGUUGCGAGACGCGUAGACAAUACACGGGCGAUAAGUUUCUUUUCUUUGGAGCUGGAUAAAGUAUCGAGGAAGAAGAGGAUGUUGUGGAGUGAGAGAGAGGAAAAUAGGGAAGUGGUGGGAGCCUCAAGUAAUGCGUCGGGUCCGAGUGAAGCGCGGGGUCGUGGGGAGAGACUCGCUGGAGAUGCAGCCGAAGAUCAGUUGCCGAGUUAUGGAGAUUCGACGAUGCAUGGUGUGACGAUCCAGAUUGAGACUGGAGGAGCGGCGAGAUGUCUGAGUAGUGGUGGGUUGGAUGAAUUACCUAGUUAUGGUGAUUUGACUGCGGAAAGUGCCACGCCCAGCAAUGGUGGAGUCGCAAGAGCUUCUAGCAGCGAUGCAGUUGUUGAGUCGCCAAAUACCGAUGUCGUUAAUCAGUCGUCCAAAAAUCAUAGUUCGUGAAGAUGAAGAUUAAGGAAUUGUUUCAAGGUGGAGGAGUUGGAUGCAAGCCAGAGUUCACAUGCAUGAUUAUGAUUUAUAUUUUUUCGCGCCUGAAAGACAUCACUUGAGCAUUGGAGUUGGAAGAAAUAUUGUUUAUCGAAAGCGUGGUAAUAGGAGUCUAGACUCGAGACUAUAACAAGUGUUGAGAACGGACAGGUUUUCUAGCGGUUGAGUAUAGGAAUACGGAUAGGAAUACUGGAGCGUAUGCUGCAAAGGGGCUUUUGGGAGGGGGUUCCCGUCGCAUUAUCAAACAUUCGUUUUAUAGAAUUCGAAGAUUCCUUCUUCUUGUACUCAUAUAUGUGGCUUUAAUUAUAAUCAUCAUCAUCAUCAUCAUCAGAAAGACA
Molecule: messenger RNA, 1739 nt
Organism: Botrytis cinerea B05.10
Lineage: Eukaryota; Fungi; Ascomycota; Leotiomycetes; Helotiales; Sclerotiniaceae
Exons: 1
Coding region: 217-1356 (379 amino acids)
Source: RefSeq, a predicted model, not a curated record